Dictyostelium purpureum is the source of this 348-nucleotide messenger RNA. RefSeq lists its product as uncharacterized. The coding region runs from base 1 to 348 and encodes 115 amino acids. The record is from RefSeq and is a predicted model, not a curated record. NCBI's taxonomy places the organism in Eukaryota, Evosea, Eumycetozoa, Dictyosteliales, Dictyosteliaceae. The transcript is spliced from 2 exons.
AUGGUAAGAGAAAUACCUAUUUAUGAAGCAUUUACGAUGGAUGGAGAAACAUACGAAACUGUAUUGUCACCAUUAAAUGGACCCAAGCAGAUACAAUUAGUGUUUCCAUUUCAAACAAAAUAUUGGACAAGAUUUAAAAUAAUAGGUUUAAAUGGCCCUUUAGAAAGUGUAGAAGCAGGUCCAGGUGCAAGAAUACCUAUUGGUUUAUCGAAGAUUUAUAGUGUGGAUGACUUUGGACCAUUUAUAACGAUCGAGAUAUUUAAAAAAAAUCCAAGAACAUAUAUAGAUACUUUAAAGGUUAAAAAAAGAUUUGUCGAAGGUUUUAGUUUACAUUUUUUAACACAAUAA